Molecule: messenger RNA, 813 nt
Organism: Cinclus cinclus
Lineage: Eukaryota; Metazoa; Chordata; Aves; Passeriformes; Cinclidae
Gene: RASD2
Product: RASD family member 2
Exons: 2
Coding region: 1-801 (266 amino acids)
Molecular function (GO): GTP binding; GTPase activity
Source: RefSeq, a predicted model, not a curated record
AUGAUGAAGACUAUGUCUGGUGGAAACUGCAACCUGAACGUGCCAGCCAAGAACUCGUAUCGCAUGGUGGUGCUGGGAGCCUCCAGGGUCGGGAAAAGCUCCAUCGUCUCACGCUUCCUCAACGGCCGCUUCGAGGAUCAGUACACUCCCACCAUCGAGGAUUUUCAUCGCAAGGUCUACAACAUACGGGGAGACAUGUACCAGCUGGACAUCCUGGACACCUCUGGGAAUCACCCUUUCCCUGCCAUGAGGAGGCUUUCCAUCCUAACAGGGGAUGUUUUCAUCCUGGUGUUCAGCCUGGACAACAGAGAAUCUUUUGAUGAGGUCAAGCGACUCCAGAAACAGAUCCUUGAGGUUAAAUCCUGCCUGAAGAACAAGACCAAGGAAUCAGCUGAUCUCCCCAUGGUGAUCUGUGGCAACAAAAAUGACCACAGUGAAAUCUUCCGCAAAGUACGCACUGACGAAGGUCAGAAUCUUGUCUCCAGUGAUGAAAACUGUGCUUACUUCGAAGUGUCAGCCAAGAAGAACACCAAUGUGGAUGAGAUGUUUUAUGUCCUCUUCAGCAUGGCCAAGCUACCUCAUGAGAUGAGCCCUUCCCUCCACAGGAAAAUCUCCAUCCAGUAUGGUGACACUUUCCAACAGAAAUCCUUCCGGAUGCGCCGAGUCAAGGACAUGGAUGCCUACGGCAUGAUCUCUCCCUUCGCUCGCCGGCCAAGUGUCAACAGUGACCUGAAGUACAUCAAAUCAAAAGUUCUCAGGGAAGGUCAGUCCAGGGAGAGAGAGAAAUGCACAGUCCAGUGAAGGAGGCUUGCG